AUGCGAAGGUUUUUUCACCAAAAGGUAAGUGAAAAUACACGUAUUUUGUAGCAUUUCCAAAUACAUUCCUAAAAUGUAAUUUAAAGAAUGUUGCUUGAUGAAUAAAAUCGAUUUCUUAAAAAAUACCUCUCUGCGAACAAACAAAAUAUUACUUGCAUUAUUAUCAAUUUGUUGCAUAGUGUGCCAACCAAUUCGAAGCUUCAUCAUCCCCUCGGGAAACCCUGGGCAACCUCGGGACUGGUUGAACCCUCCCUAGGUGGAGUGGGGGAUUUGAACUGAAAGUGUCAAGUCUUUCCAGCGGAAUACAAGUGUUAUAUUUUAGGUUAUUACUUGGACGUGGAUGUUUUACCAAGAAACAGAAACCAUCGUAGAAUCAACUAACAGCUGCACUGGCGGUGUAACAUAUAAACCUUUUAAUUAUGUGGGCACCGGGUAGUCUGUUUCUAUUGGUAUCCAGUGUAUUCAUUGUCUAGAAAAUAAAAAUAAAAUUACACGUUCGCUCAAAGAUAUAUAAAUUUCGUGUUUUCGUAGCACGAAUAACAUCUCACUCCUUCGUUCCACUCACUCGUGAGAUAUUUUCCUUGCCACUCGAACAUAUAAUUCAUAUCCUCUCGUCACCGUGUAAUAUCCCCUAUGUUUAUCCAACGUAACAUCUUUUGAAAAGGGUUAUCAUGUGCUGUGGGAAUGGAGUGUGUAUGUGGUGCGAUUCUUCUGAUUUGGUUUCUACAGAGAGAAACGUCUUGCGUUGGUGACGUCACAUGUACUAAUGGCUGCUGCAGAAGCAGUCCGUGCCUCAAUGGAGGAACCUGCACUGAGAUCUGUGAGCCCACAAGUGUUCGGUACAACUGUUCCUGUCCAGUAGCGUUUUCUGGAAAACACUGUGAGACUCAGCUGAAGAGCUGUCAGGACCACAAAGCAGCCGGGUCCAACUCUUCUGGAUUGUACACAGUCAGGGUUAACAACAUACAAACCUUCCAAGUGUUCUGUGAUUUCAAUUCAGAGCCUGGGUUCGCUUGGAACCUGAUUGAAUCAUUCAGUCUGUCAAACAAAGGUCAAUUCCAGGUAAUUUGGUAUCUCUUUGUAUUUUCACCGUUAUUGUCAUUCAGAUUCAAAUGAUCGACAUCGUUCUGUUAAAUGAUUCGCGGCAGGUUCAUCGUGAAGCAGUAUUCAUUCCCCCCUGAAUAAUUUAUUGAAAUAAGCAGAUGAGAUUGUAAAUAGGUUGCGAUUAACAAGAUUAGGAAGGAUACUUUUGACUUUAAUAUGGUGGAAGAUACUGUAAGAAUCCACAAAAAACUGUCAAGAUUACAUAGCAAUGAGUCUAACUUGUUUGGAUUGUACACAGUAAUCAAUGACAACAGUCGAAAUUUCCAAGUGUUCCGUGAUUCUGAUUCAGAGCACGAGUUUGCUUUGAACCUGAUCCCAUUAUGUAGUUUGUCUCAAAACCUCUCCGGGUAAUUUUCCCAAAACAUCCUUGUCAGAAGGCGUAUCCCUUCGAUUAAUUCUUAUCAAAGAAACGUAAAGGGGGUGGAGAAUUUUCCUCGUGUACCGAGAUUGGACAUAUUGUUGUUGUUUUUUUAAUUGGUUUCCGUGAUUUUCCCGCUAAAUGUUCUCAAAUGACAUUUCUUUUUGGCCUGUCUACCACCAUGACACGACCUUCACUUUCUACUCCCUGUCUUCAGAAAGACAUCGUGUUUUACGAGGACUACCCAGCCAUCAGCGGUGAUGCCCCAAAUUGGCAGGCCUACCUCAUCAAACGACCGUACCUCCUUUGGCUUAGAAAUCACUCGACUCACUGGAGAGCCACCUGCCGAUACAACACAGAUGGCAUCGUAUAUACAGAUUACGCGAGAGCCUCGCUUGAAAAUUUUGAUUUCAUCAGAGACGUACCCACGGUGGUACAUGUCUGUCGACCUUACGAAUAUGUGAACAUUCGGGGAAAUAAGUGUGUGAAUUGUACCGCACGGACAUGGUAUAAGAAAGGAGAUUAUCCUCUCCAUAUCGAUAGUUCUUACCAGGAUGGCUGUGAUUUCAAUGGAAGCAGAACAGACGCGGCUGUGUAUAGCGAGGACAACUUUGGUCUUUAUUAUGAUGAUUAUAUAAAUCCUAAAUUCCGUUGUACUUCAAGCGAGAAUGACACCACUCAGAUUUGGAUUGGAGGCAAGUAAUUUCCUCAUAUAAGAAUACACCUGUAGUUUUCGUUGAAAGAAGUUUGUCAUCUUAAAAAUCAUUUAGACAUGGUUACCUUUAAAAUGUGAUCAGUUUUACUACACGCCUGAUCACCAGCUGAGUAGUUUUGCAAGUAAGCAGUUUACAGGCUCGAAAAAACCUGAGUAGUAAUCCUCGUCUGAUUUCUGAUGCACGUAAAUAUAACAGUCCCUUUUCACUUUAAAUAUGAAAAAUUACAUGGUUUCUGUAUCUCCUUAAAGUAUUAUUACUUUACAUCACAGCUAAAUGAGCAGUUUGCAGGUUUGAAACAUGUUUGCGAGAUUUUUUAGCUCUGCUAGUACAUAUGCAACUUUGUUUUGAUCUAAAUAAGAGCGAGGAGGUCUGUUGAGACAAUGUCAAUUUCCGUAAUUGAACUGUUUACUAACGAAUAACCACAGUCAAUUGUUGUAUUAUAAGAAACUGGUCACUAUUUAUCACCUGAGAGGGGGAGGGGAGGGGGGGAGUGUUGAGAGAUUUAAAUAUUUCACAAUAAAAGUUACCUGAUCCUCCAAAGGCUCUGUAAUAUUCAAAUGAUCCCGCCUUAUUGGCAAUCAAUUUUCUGUAGUCCCCACUCAAUACUCUGUUAGCGACGACUGACCCCCUCCUCUGUAAUACUCCCAAAUAAAUUCCUUCUGCCCUCCCGCCCAGGCAAUAAAUAAUGACUGAUCUCAAACAUAUUUAUUAAUUCAGCCUUUUAAAUUGAGUGCUUCGAGCGCACUUAAACAAUUUCUUGAAUUACGAAUUUGUCUUACAAUUGUUUUAAUAAAAAUAGCUUUUAGCUUUUAAGGGUGAGAAGAGGCCGUCUUUCUACGUUUCUUUACAAAAACAAACUUAAACCAGAAAGUAACUCGUUGAAACAAAAAAGGGAAGUAUAGUAUCAUUGACUUUUUAACGUUUUUGUAAAUGAGAUUUACCAUACAUGAUCUGAGAAAUGCAAAUGUUAUAACUGAAAGGUUUGUCAUUUCUUGAUUAUAAUCAGUUGUCAAUGUUGGCUUAUUUAAUAAUGUUUAGUUGAAAAUAAUGUAUCAAGGUAUUACAGAAGUUGAAUUCUGACAAAGAGUGCCAUUAUAAUCUUCUUCCCUGCUGUAACUGUGAAGACUAACCUUAAAAGCUGCCAAAAAAGAAUGAGAAUAAAAGUUCUUUUUUCGUUUUACGUAAAAGAAAGUUUUAUGUUAGAAUAUCAUUUAGUCUAUCUUCGAGUGUCGACAAGUUACCGUUAUUGAUUCAACGCCAGUAAACACGUAAUUCUCAACGCAGAGUAUGGAUGUGUUUAAAGCCACUCCUUUACAUAAACUAUUUGCAAGAUGUAGAGCUAGUUGGUCAUGUUGUUCUCCGAUUUCGACUUGACCAAACUUAACUUAAUAUAAACUACCUACCUGCAUUGGAUAGUGGGGAAGAACAUUAAAAAAGCUGGUAAAUCACCCGCCUUAUUGUUCGUCAUUUGCUUUUCUGUUGUAAGCAUGAAUGGUGUUGGUGGAUUAAAGAUCAAACUGAACCCUAUUCGUCGUGGUUGAUCACUGACUACCAAUUGAUAAGUUGUUAGCCCUUGUGGCUUCGCUUUGCUUGAAGCUAGUCUAGUUAAUGACUAUGUUUUUUACCUGCCAGAUAGAGAGCUAUUCAAUCAAUAAUCUUGUAAUACAUGCACCUCUAGAACAAUCGAGAGCCAAAUGAUGCCAUCAGUGAAAUUCUACACGAUUGAAAUUGGUUUUUUGAUUGACACUGAUAAUUAAAUUCGCUCCCUAACGUAAGAGCUCAAGAAAUUAGGAUCGAUCUGUCCUUUGUACAUUAAACCAGAAAGAUCUCUCCGGGCCGAAGCGGGUCACGGACGAAGAAACUCUCCUGGAAUACCUUGCUUAAAAGGAAGGGUUCACGCUUUAUUUUGAUCUACUUUGUACAUGGCUAAAAUGUUAGCCACUCUUAGAGCAUCAAUGGUCUGAUUAAACCAUGCUUAAAAAUCAAACAUUAAACUUAUGAAUACGUUUUUUUUAAUUGACAUGAGUGAUUUUUGUAGCCUCAUCAGAGGGAGAUUGACCACUCAGCAGGUUGUCUGAAUAAAAACCGAUUAUCCUCUCUUUUGCAAAAUAAAUUAGAAAAAGAACUUGGAUCAUUCAAUGGAGGUCAUGUCUCACACUUACAACAGCUGCUAAAUAACUGGAAAUAUAACAAGAUCAAUGAGGAAAGCAUUUCCAUACAGUUCAGUUUGACUUGUCCAAUAUUUAUUACAGCUUACAUAAAUUGUCAGUUUUGCCUAAUAAUUCAACCGUCCGAUCCACUUUCUACUUAUAACAGAGACACAGUGGAAUGUGUCCUUGGCAGGAUAUGAAGUAGGGCAAGAACGCUCUCCACACGGUGCACUUUAUAUUUGUAUCUUUAAUUACGCUAUGACGAAAAUUAAAAUGCAAUUGCUGGGUCGACAAUUGAAGUUCGCAUAUAACUCAUGCUAGGCUUUUAGCUGAAAUAGGCUUUCAACUGAAGUAACAACAAAUAACAAUCCAUAUCAAAGGUAUGUGAUUAAAAUUCACCCCCAGAGUUGGCUUUUCUCUAGUGUGGGACUUAAGCAGGAUUGGCAGAAAUCAAACACAUCAUAAAUUAUUCAAUUAGCUUAUUAUUAUAUUGACGCUGAUAUUAGCGUUUAAGUAAUGGGAAUCAUAGGGUCAUAAAUUGAGAACUAGUCCAGCGUUUAAAAAUAGCUGAUGUUUGUACACCUCCCAUACGAUUGGUAAACAUCCAGUACUGCACAUGUGCUUCAUAAUCACCCCCCACUAGUACACAUGAAUGAAAUUAAUGAUCUGUUCAAGAGAAUUCGGAGCAUUCACUGAUGCGUUGCGGUGUGGAAAAGGUAAAAAUGACGGGCGUAAAGUUUUUUUCUGUACUUGUUUUAGCAGUUUUGCAAGUGAAGGGUGAAUGUCUCACAAGGAAUUGUGAAAGGAUCUCGCUUGAUCUACACCAAGAUGCCCAUCUAGACAAAGAGUUUAUCAGCCAUGUUUUUCAUAAUUUUGUCACUUUAAACCCAGCCCAGUGCUUCAUGCGCUGUAUAGGUGACUGUCGAUGUUUAUCGAUAAACUACAAAGUCAAGAGCGACGCUAAAUUCUGCGAGUUGAACGAAGGUAGCCACUUUACCAACAGCCGGUUCAUUGAUAAACAGCUUUGGAUCCGUUUACUACACACUGCGAAGAAAAUAUGUCUCCAAGGUAGUCUAUUUUAAUUCAUAUUUGCAUUCAAAUCUUGGCGACAAGAUUAAAAAAAAAUUCAAGAUCUAGCUAACUUUAUAUAUCUAAUUAUUUUUGUUUUAAAUAAUUUCCGAUUUUCUUGGGGUAAAAGAUAGCAAUUCUGUAUUGGAAUGACCCCGUAAAAGUCACUGAUAUUUUGUUAAAAGUAUUUUGUGCAGAUUUUCUUUAUGAAUGUGUUAGCAGAAACCUAA
Molecule: messenger RNA, 5626 nt
Organism: Pocillopora meandrina
Lineage: Eukaryota; Metazoa; Cnidaria; Anthozoa; Scleractinia; Pocilloporidae
Source: the annotation of a GenBank genome assembly